UACUCGUGUUUGCCUUUUGUUUGCGUUUCGGACGCCUCGGCCGGGAGUAGACGUCGUCCUCGCUUCGGCCCUCUGCUUUUUCCGUCCCUCAGUCGGAUUUUUAUAAAUUAAUUGACCAAUUUAAAUUUCAUAACCUUUCAGCUCUUGUUUUUUCAGCUCUGCGCCGUUAGAAAAACGAUUUUUUUUUAACGUAGAGGACUUUUCGGCGUGGACGGCGAUUCGGGUUGUGCCUAGAAAAGACCCCUUUUAAAAGAGCCGUACCACCGGAGAGUUUUCUCCAUCUCGUUUGUUUGUACACAGGACGUUUCGCUAUUUUCCCGUUCUGCGUUCUCGUUUCUUUUUUGAGUUUCGCACUUCUCACCGCGCGAAUUGAAAAAGGAAAUGCGACCCUCGCCACCUGGUGACACAUGAGGCGUCUUCUAGUCUGUGUGUGAAUGUGAGAUAUGUGAACAAGCUCGUUCUGAAAGAAUUUUGUGAGUGCUGCGUGUCUGUAAAGAGUGAUUGAGUGAAAGAAUGGCUACAUUACCUGAGCAAGCUUCAAAGCUUCUUGAUUUCGACCAGAAGUUAGACAUAAAUCUUCUGGACAGUAUUGUAUCAUGGAUGUACACUGGAAUUGGGGAACAGCAAAAAGUGGCACAAGAAGUACUAACUAGUCUCAAGGAACACCCUGAUGCAUGGACCAGAGUAGAUGCAAUCCUUGAAUUCUCUACGAAUCAACAAACUAAAUAUUAUGCUCUACAAAUUUUGGAACAGGUGAUUAAAACGAGGUGGAAAAUUCUUCCAAGAAACCAAUGUGAAGGCAUUAAGAAGUACAUAGUAGGGUUAAUUAUUAAAACAUCUUCAGAUCCAGAGGUUAUGGAAAGAGAAAAAACGUAUCUUAAUAAAUUAAACAUGAUCCUCGUACAGGUGCUUAAACGUGAAUGGCCCAAAAAUUGGGAAUCGUUUAUCCCUGAUAUAGUCGGUGCGAGUAAAACAAAUGAAAGUUUAUGCCAGAACAACAUGGUUAUAUUGAAGCUUUUGAGUGAAGAGGUUUUUGACUUUUCAAGCGGUCAACUUACCCAAACAAAGGCAAAACACUUGAAGGACACAAUGUGCCAAGAGUUUUUUCAAAUUUUCCAGCUCUGUCAGUUUGUUCUUGACAAUUCUCAAAAUGCGCCUUUAGUCGGUGCUACUUUGGAAACUCUACUAAGAUUUCUUAAUUGGAUUCCACUUGGGUAUAUUUUUGAAACGGAGCUAAUAAACACUCUUAUUUUUAAGUUCCUGAACGUGCCUAUGUUUAGAAAUGUAACACUGAAUUGCCUGACGGAAAUUGCAGGAGUCAAUGUUGAAGGUGUACCUAAUCAUGAAGAAGUAGUAACAAAUCUUUUUGUACAAACAUUGUUACAACUUGAUCAGAUGUUGCCUCUGAACACCGAUAUAAGACAAUCUUAUGCGGUUGGUCAAGAUCAGGAGCAAAAUUUUAUUCAAAACUUAGCAAUGUUUCUGUGCACUUUUCUUAAAGAGAAGGGGUCUUACGUGGAGAAAAAGGAAUAUAGCGCCCACUUACAAGGAGCUCUUCACUAUCUUGUAUUGAUCUCAGAAGUGGAGGAUGUUGAAAUAUUCAAGAUCUGUUUAGAGUAUUGGAACUUCUUGGCUGCUGAUUUAUACAAAUCUGUCAACACAUACCCACCUUGCACAACAUACUCUCCUAAAUUUUCUGUUAGCAUGGAUGUGUCAUCAAGGAGGCAGUUUUAUUCGGUUGUCCUCUCCAAAGUGCGAUACAUCAUGAUUUCCAGAAUGGCCAAACCUGAAGAGGUUCUGAUUGUGGAAAAUGAAAAUGGUGAAAUUGUCAGAGAGUUUAUGAAAGACACAGAUGCGAUAAAUCUUUAUGUGACGAUGAGAGAAACCCUCGUCUAUCUUACACAUCUUGACUACAGUGAUACAGAGAAAGUCAUGACACAGAAGCUUUGUAAUCAAGUCAUUGGUGUGGAGUGGUCUUGGAGGAAUCUCAACACUCUGUGUUGGGCCAUAGGCAGUAUAUCCGGUGCAAUGGACGAAGACGAUGAAAAAAGAUUCCUUGUUACAGUGAUAAAGGAGUUGUUAGGGCUGUGUGAACAAAAGAAAGGGAAGGAUAACAAAGCAGUAGUUGCCUCUAAUAUUAUGUACGUCGUUGGCCAGUAUCCAAGAUUUUUAAGGGCACAUUGGAAAUUUUUAAAGACUGUUGUUAACAAGCUGUUUGAAUUUAUGCAUGAAACCCAUGAAGGAGUUCAGGAUAUGGCAUGUGAUACUUUUAUUAAAAUUGCUAGUAAGUGCAGACGACAUUUUGUGAUGGUGCAGGUUGGCGAAACAGUGCCUUUUAUUGAAGAAAUUCUGGCAUCGAUUAGUGCUAUUAUUUGUGAUUUGCAAACACAACAGGUUCAUACAUUUUAUGAAGCAGUUGGGUUAAUGAUAAGUUCUGAGGCAGAUCAAGCUACUUUAGAAGCACUGAUUGAAAAAUAUAUGGCUCUUCCAAACGAAGUGUGGGAUGAUAUAAUAUCUAAGGCUUCCAAAAAUGUGGAUGUCCUUAAGGACCCUGAUGUUGUUAAACAACUUGUCAGCAUUUUAAAAACAAAUGUUAGGGCUUGUAAAUCAUUAGGGCAUCCUUAUGUCAUGCAAUUGGGCAGGAUAUACUUAGAUAUGCUAAAUGUAUAUAAAGUGAUGAGUAGUAACAUAACUGCGGCUAUAACUGCUAACGGUGAGGGAAUUACAAAACAGCUGUUGAUUAAAAGUAUGAGGGUUGUGAAGAAAGAAAUUCUUAAAUUGAUAUCAGAUUGGAUUAGUAGAACGAAUGAGCGGACAAUGGUAUUAGAUAAUUUUAUUCCGCACUUGUUGGACGCCGUGCUUCUUGAUUACAACCACUGCAGUAUACCUGCAGCCAGGGAGCCCGAAGUACUCUCAGCCAUGGCCACCAUAGUCAACCAGCUUCAAAUUGACAUAACUCCGGAAAUCCCGAAAAUCUUUGAUGCAGUAUUUGAGUGUACGCUUGAAAUGAUAAACAAAAAUUUUGAAGAUUAUCCUGAACAUAGGACAAACUUUUAUUUACUUUUACAUGCAGUCAAUACAUAUUGCUUCCCUGCAUUUUUAAAUAUACCUCCAGCCCAAUUUAAACUUGUGCUAGACUCGAUUAUUUGGGCUUUCAAACACACUAUGAGAAAUGUAGCAGAUACUGGACUUCAGAUUCUUCGUUUAUUAUUAGUAAACAUCGAUGAACAUAAAGAAGUCGCUCAAAGUUUCUACACUACUUAUUUCACUGACAUUUUACAGCACAUACUUUCCGUUGUAACUGAUACAUCACACACAGCAUGUCUAUCAAUGCAUGCCACAAUUUUGGCACAUAUGUUCAAAUUGGUCAAGACAAGCCCACUGGGUGUCCCACUCGGCACGCCAGGCCCCCGGAAUGUCACCUAUGUUCAGGAAUAUGUCGCAUCAACCUUGAAAACUGCUUUUUCACAUCUAACAGACAAUCAAAUCAAAAUCACAGUCCAGGGAAUGUUUAAUUUAGACCACGAUACCAAGGCAUUUAAAGAACAUCUAAGAGACUUCCUUGUCCAAAUUAGGGAGUACACUGGUGAAGAUGAUUCUGACUUGUUUUUGGAUGAAAGAGAACAGGAGUUAAGGCAAAUAGAAGAGAACAAGAGGCGCAUACAGUUGUUAGUGCCGGGGAUAAUCAAUCCUCACGAUAUGCCGGAAGAAAUGCAGGAUUGCUAAAUUGAGACUCAAGUGGUGAACAUGCUGAAUCAUAACUGAAAUUGUUGAAAGCUAUAAAUGCAUGAACGACAUUGUAUGAGUGUGCUUUAAUGAAAGGUUAAAAGGGAAACAAAGCGACAUGUUUUUUGUUUUUUUAAAUGAGUGAAUGGGAUAAGAGAUCAAUACCGUUACUGUGAAUUCGCCUACUUAUUUGUUAAUAUCAGUUAUUAUUUUAUAAGUUAUUCGGAUAGAGAUAUUAUAUAUAAAAGAGAAGUAGUAAUAAAAAAAGUCAAGAAUGUACAGUCUUUUCAAAAAUCCUCUUAUCUUUUUUGGAAAGAACAUUAAAAAUUACAUGGUAUAGAAUAUUUUUUCAAAAAUAGAAAUUGUAAGCCCUCGUGAUUAAAAGCCAAAAUCACAUUGAUCCAUUUUUCAGUCUAGUUGUAUAGAAAUAUUUGAACAUUGACAACAAACUUUAGCAUUACUGUUCUAAUCAAAGGUGUAGCCAAUCUUUCGAUAUUUUUAAAUAAAAAGUGUUGCUCGUUUCCAGUCUGAUAAUUAUUUUUCUGGCGUAAGUUUUUUGUGUAGUAUUUUCCGAUAAGCAGUACUUUAAAACAGAAGAUGUUGGAUUUGAAGUGGUGGUAGUGUUAUCUCAUUUGGCCCAAUGUCGCCUUAAAUUCGCCCUCCAUGAGGUGCAAUAAACAUUUUCUUUAGUGUCUUUAUGAAAAUUUUAUAUAAUGUAAAAUCUAUUCAGAAACUGUAAGCAGUUUAUAAUUUAGUAUGUAGCUGUUAGGUUAUUUGUGAGAGUGAGUAGUGUAACAACUGUUGUUAAAUGAACAAAUGUUUCUUUUUAGAAUAAUCUCUAGAUCUUGGGGAAACAGUGUUAUUGUUGUUAAAAUUGUAGUCCCGAUUUCUAAUGUGUACCGUUUAUUGUUAUACACUACCAUACUUUGGAAGACUAGUUUGGCUUACAUCCUACUUCCUUCCUCUAUUGCUUAAUUGAAUUUUGAUUUUCUUGAGCAUAUUGAGUUUCUGUUUAGACUUUUGAAUCACUGGAAAUUGCUGAGAAAUUUCAUAAUGUGAGAACGGGAAAUCGUAUUAAAAUAUUCAAAAAUUUCUGUGUAUUUAUGACAUGUUGUUGCUAAUGGUGUCAAUAGACUGAAUGAGUGCUUAACCUCCUAUGAUUCAUUUUAUUUGUUUUAUUGUAACUUUUUAACAAAAUUAAUGGCAUUCAAUAAAAUAAAUGUCAGAAAUGGCCAUGACCAUUUCAGGAAAUAUAA
Cimex lectularius (bed bug) is the source of this 4982-nucleotide messenger RNA. RefSeq names its product exportin-1 (gene emb). Lineage: Eukaryota; Metazoa; Arthropoda; Insecta; Hemiptera; Cimicidae. Bases 514 to 3726 code for a protein of 1070 amino acids. Gene Ontology annotation, cellular component: cytoplasm; nucleus. Gene Ontology annotation, biological process: ribosomal small subunit export from nucleus; ribosomal large subunit export from nucleus; protein export from nucleus. The record is from RefSeq and is a predicted model, not a curated record. Gene Ontology annotation, molecular function: nuclear export signal receptor activity; small GTPase binding. The transcript has 21 exons.